GGCAGCGGAGAGGGAACAUGGCGAGCGUAGGAAACGGCACGGAGGAGAGCGGCGGCGGCGGCGAGGAGGAAAACUUCGAAGAUGCCUAUGAAAACAUCCCUGUGGCAUCCAAGAUGGAUCUCAAGUGUGCUCUGGAAGAAUGCUCAAUGGCACUGAACUUAUUUCUAAAUAAUAAGUUCUCUGAAGCACUGGAGCUACUUCGUCCAUGGUCCAAAGAUAGUAUGUACCAUGCACUUGGAUACAGCACUAUUUUAGUUAUGCAAGCUGCAAUGACCUUUGAACAGCAUGAUAUACAAAUGGGAAUUUCUACAAUGAAGGAUGCUUUGCAAACCUGCCAAAGAUUCAGGAAAAGAAGCACAGUGGUGGAAUCCUUGUCCAAUCUAGUUUCUAAACAGACGGUGGAUCAGUUGAGUGAAGAGGAAAUGCAUGCUGAAAUCUGCUAUGCUGAAUGCUUAUUACAGAAAGCAGCUCUCACCUUUGUACAGGAUGAAAAUAUGAUCAACUUUAUCAAAGGUGGUCUCAAAAUUAGGACUAGUUACCAAAUAUACAAGGAAUGUCAUCAGGUGCUACAGAUGACUCAGGGGAACAAAAGCAAAAAUGAAACAUACUACCAGUUUGAAGGAGGAGUAAAACUUGGAAUUGGAGCAUUCAACUUGAUGCUGUCACUUUUACCAGGAAGGAUCCUCCGACUUCUAGAAUUUAUUGGAUUUUCUGGCAAUAGGGAGUUGGGCCUCUGCCAACUACGGGAAGGCGCAUCUGGCAGCAGUUUGAGGGCCAUUCUGUGUACUUUCACCCUGUUGGUUUAUCAUACUUACGUCUCCUUAAUCCUUGGUACAGGGGAAGCCAACCUUCAGGAAGCAGACACUCUUCUCGAGCCCUACCUCCAUAAAUUUCCAAAUGGUUCCAUUAUUCUCUUUUAUGCUGCCAGAAUAGACAUACUGAAAGGAAAUUUUGAAAAGGCACAAUUGAGGUUCCAAGACUGCAUAGCAGCCCAGCAAGAGUGGAAACAGAUUCAUCAUCUUUGUUACUGGGAACUGAUGUGGUGCUACACCUUCCAGCAGGACUGGCUUCAAGCAUAUCGGUAUGCAGACCUGCUCAGCAAAGAGAGCAGGUGGUCUAAGGCAAUAUAUGUAUUCCAGAAGGCAGCUAUUCUGUGUAUGCUUCCAGAGGAUGAUUUGAAGAGGACUGGUGAGGACAUAGUGUCUUUAUUCAGACAAGUGGAUGGUCUAAAGCAGAGAAUUGCAGGAAAAUCUAUCCCAACGGAGAAGUUUGCAGUAAGGAAAGCUCGACGCUAUGCAUGUCCUGAACCAGUGAAGCUGAUACUACCUGCCUUGGAAAUGAUGUAUGUCUGGAAUGGAUUUGCAAUUGUGGGCAAAAGAGCAGACCUCACUGAAAACUUACUGGUAACAAUUGAAAAAGAAGAAACUGCUCUACAAAAUGAAACUAAUCACAAUGAAUACUAUGUGGAUGAUGUGUGCAUGUUGCAGCUACUGAAAGGCCUCUGCCUGAAACACUUGGGAAGACUCAUGCAAGCUGAAUUAUGUUUCAGUAAAGUAAUUCAAAGUGAGAAGCAAAUAAAAUAUGACAGUUACUUGGUGCCAUUCACGCUGUAUGAAUUGGGUCUUCUGUACAAACAACAGGAUGAGAGAGAAAAAGCAAUAAGAUACAUAGAAACUGCAAAAAACAACUACAAGGAAUACUCUAUGGAAUCCAGGUUGCACUUCAGAAUUCAUGCAGCACUUGACAGCUUGAAGGUGUCACCUGCUUCAACACCUUAAAAUGAGGAGGGAUGCUUUUCAUGCAAACAAUAAAUAGCCUACACAAUCUUUUUGCAAUCUUUUUUUAAUCAUAGAGAAGAACAUAAUGAUUGUUUUCUGUCACUUUUGAUUUGAUGUAUGUUAUUCCUUUAGAAGCUUUCUCUAUAGCACCUAUACUGUAUCUACAUGCUGUUUUAAAGAAGACCUUAUAUUUUGUUUGAUAAAAAUAAUUUAAUAUUUGACUUGAAUGGGGGAUAUUUUUAAAACAAAGGUGAUGGUGCAAUAAAGUUUAAUGAAAAUACUUUAUUUUUUUUAUAUAAGAACAGAUGCAGGUUAUGCAGUGGAGCUGGUGAUAAUUUCUGAAUUUUUUUGAAAGUUUGAAUUUCUGCAGUAUGCUUGAGACUUUUUUUUUCCCUCUGGAACAAAAAUGCAAUGUCUGCAGAUAACCUUACCCACAUUUUUUGGCGUACCAUACUCUGAAACUUGUGUUCCAGAGGAAAGAAUUAGUCAUCUUUGACUUAAUUUCAUUUUGGGAACAAAAUGAACUUGUCUGAAGUGCAAUAUUUUUACUCUGUCAGAUGAAGCUAAGAGGGCUUCAGAUGAAGCUGAACAGGGCUAUAGUUAUAAUGUCUUUGCAGGUCUGUUUCAUUCAAAAGAAGUGCUUACAGGGGAUAUUUUUCACUUGUAGAAAAGCAGAGCUACAAAGGACAUUAUGUCCUUAUUCUAAAGUAGAAUCAGCAGUCUUAAGUUGAUCCUGACAGAUUUAUUUCACCUGUUUAACAAAAAAAAAAAAAAAAAAAAA
Pseudopodoces humilis (Tibetan ground-tit) is the source of this 2559-nucleotide messenger RNA. It is a transcript of the gene TTC39B, whose product is annotated as tetratricopeptide repeat domain 39B. The record is from RefSeq and is a predicted model, not a curated record. Lineage: Eukaryota; Metazoa; Chordata; Aves; Passeriformes; Paridae. Gene Ontology annotation, molecular function: protein binding.